AUGAAAUUCUCAAGCAAUACAAAGUUUGUCUUUGCUUUUUUCCUCUUCUCUUUUCUAUUUCUUCAUGCUUCAUCUCAAACUGAAUCGGAAGACGAAUUUAACUACGAUGAAGGAAGUGGAAGGGGACCGUCGAGUUGGGGCACACUCAAUAUAAACUGCAGCACCGGACUACGGCAAUCUCCGAUCGAUAUCCGACCGGUCCAAGUUAGUUCUGAGCUGAGAGAGUUGCAAAGGAACUACAGAUAUGCUGCAGCUGAUUUGAGGAACAGAACUAUAGAUGUCGCCGUGGUCUUUACAGGGAAUGGUGGGAACAUUACCAUAAAUGGAAGAGCUUAUAGAGUGCAAAAUAUUCACUGGCAUUCACCCUCGGAGCACACUUUCGACGGAGUAAGGUUUCCCUUGGAGGUUCACAUUGUUCAUCGCAGUGACCAAAAUGACACGGCAGUUGUGUCCAUGCUUUACCGUUAUGGCCUGCCUGAUCCCUUCCUUGCAAUCCUUCAUCCCUUCAUAUUACUUCUUAGGCAGCCAGACAUACCCCUUUUGUCCAUCAAUCCAGAGAAAGUUGGAUUUACAGACUCUAGCUAUUAUCGAUACAAUGGUUCACUUACGGUUCCUCCCUGCACCGAGGGUGUGAUUUGGACAGUCUUCCAAGAAAUCAAGCAAGUCAGCCGGGGUCAAGUCGAAGCAUUAAGGAACGUACUUCCUCCUCAAAACAGGAACAAUUCAAGGCCAACUCAACCCCUCAAUAAUAGGACUGUGUUACUCCGUCCAGGAAGGGCAGCUUCACUUGAUAACAUAUAA
Messenger RNA from Hibiscus syriacus, 801 nucleotides. RefSeq names its product dioscorin dioA3-like. The coding region runs from base 1 to 801 and encodes 266 amino acids. The record is from RefSeq and is a predicted model, not a curated record. Gene Ontology annotation, molecular function: zinc ion binding; carbonate dehydratase activity. The transcript is spliced from 6 exons. Lineage: Eukaryota; Viridiplantae; Streptophyta; Magnoliopsida; Malvales; Malvaceae.